UGCACUUGGUGAGGUACUUUGGAACUGCAGUCUUUCGAUGUUUAAACCUUUAUUUCUUCUGUAAUAACUGAAGCUCCUUAUCGGAUGGAAAAGAUUCCACGAACAUUUUCACGCCAGUCAUAUUUCUGCUGAUGAUUAUAUUUGUUUCGUCAAUAAAUAUUACAGCAGUACAGUGAACUUUCUCGACACGUAAACUUGGCGUUAUAGAAUUUCCAAAGUUUUCUUUUGAGAAGGAAAGUGUUAGUUACAGAGUGAAAGUAACAUGGAAGUUGAUAAAAUUCUAGAAGAAAGUAGUAGUAACAUUACCACGAUAUCUGGUCGACCGUGUCAUAUAGCUGUCCAGUUGUCGAACGGACAGAAUUUUGAUCAUAAUCAGAAAGUCCCGCGGAUCGAAAUUGAGGGCAAUCUGUGGCGCCAGGAUAGCGACAAAAGUGAUUCGGUGCGGUCCUCUGACGGAGCUGUAGCCCCUAGUCGCAGUAGCAGACGGUCAUGCCGCCACGAGAGCCGUCGCCUGAGACGGUCGGUUUCAGCAAGAGAAGCGGAGCUUGUUCGGCCUAAAGUGAAAAGGAGUAUCAGCGAGAGAGGAGAACAUCUUAUUCGACACCAUCGGCACCACAGACGGCUGUCCCAGCGAAGUCGCCCAGUAUCAUAUUCAGGCAUUACGGCUGCAGAUCGUCCCACAUUUCCAAAUAAUUUGAAAAAUGGUAAUGUAUCUUCCCUGUCGGAUAGUGGAAGAACUGUGGCCGUUGAGUUAGGACCAACUGAAACACCCGGGGGACCUAAAGAAACACGCCGGAAACAUAUGGUGUUUGCAGUAGUUUUGAUUUCUCUGGCAAUUCUUACUGCAAGUGUCCUGUUAGUAACAAUAACGUUGUUGUUAUCGCCAGGAGUGGAUAAUGUCAUACGGAAAGAAAAUCAAGAAAUAUUUCGUGUUUGGUCUUCAACUUCUACUCCACAAGAGGGGGCGCAGAAUGCUUUGGCUAACCAGACUUACAAAGCUACCGGACAACCAGUAUGACCCUGAGAGUAGAGACAGUUUUAUCAGAUAAAGAUAAAAACCAACUUUUUGCUGGUUUAAUGCUACUUAGGUGUACUGCCAAUCGGACUAGAGUACCGAGCAACGCCAUCAAUAUGUUAUCGUGUUCAAGGUUUCAUAGAUUCUGUAGAGUACUUAACAUUUAUUUUACUCUGGGAUGCUGUUUUCAUAUAAAUAAAGUUGUAAAUCAAAAUAAUCUUCUGAGAUUAUUUUCACUGUUAGAUUGGUGCUUUUUGGUGCGAGACCUAAUAAGUCUAGACAAUUAUAGUAAGUAGAAGGUAGGGUAGAGCCAGUUUUGCUUAGAAAAGUGCACUUUAUGAAUUAGUAGCUGGCAUUAAUUAGUUUUGGAAUGAAAAAUUACCAUAUUUAUAGAUAAAUAGAUCUAACUGUUCAGAAACUUCAUUCCACUUUUUUAUAGCUAAGAAAUAAGCGUUCUGCUUAACAUGUUAUUUAUGUAUUUAACAAAUAUUGUAGAGUCAUUUCAGUAUUGUUUCUUGUCUUAAUGUUAGUAAAAAUUAAUUUUAUUUAUUAAAUUCCUUCAUGUAUUUAUUGUUUCUUGUAAAGAAAAAUUGUUUCUAUUAACUACUGAGCAUUUUGAAAAAUUGGUAUAGCUUCUGAUGUAUAUCCGAAACGUCACGUGUUGAAGAAUGAAAUUUAAGAGCAGCUAUUUAAUUUAUUGUUUGCAUUUCUGUAUUUUUUCAUUACUGAAUUUAUAUUUUCAGCUAAUAUAUGCUUAUUCUAAAUUGAAGUUUUGUUUGUUAAUUUGUUUAAUUUGCUUCUAAACAGUGCCAGAUCCACACUUAGAAAUAGAUAUCAUCUAAAUUGUAAUAGUUG
Molecule: messenger RNA, 1870 nt
Organism: Limulus polyphemus (Atlantic horseshoe crab)
Lineage: Eukaryota; Metazoa; Arthropoda; Merostomata; Xiphosura; Limulidae
Exons: 2
Coding region: 263-1018 (251 amino acids)
Source: RefSeq, a predicted model, not a curated record